Paramecium sonneborni is the source of this 638-nucleotide messenger RNA. NCBI's taxonomy places the organism in Eukaryota, Ciliophora, Oligohymenophorea, Peniculida, Parameciidae. The record is from the annotation of a GenBank genome assembly.
AUAUGGAAUAAAAUUAUAUUAAACUAGUUAUAGUAGGUGAAAGUGGAGUUGGUAAAACAUAGAUUCUGAAUUCUUACUGUUUUGGAUUGAGUCCUUAAGCAUCAACUGGAGAUUUUACAAUAGGUUGUGACUAUGUAUUGAAGAGAGUUCUUUUUAAUGGUAAAUUCUUAAAAUUAUAAAUCUGGGAUGUAUCAGGAGCUGAAAGAGAAUCUCCUUUAAUGAAAAUAUAUUUGAAAGGAGCAUUGGGAAUACUUUUUGUAUUUGAUGGAACAAAUGAAAUGAGUAGAUAAUAAUUAGUAAAAUGGUAAAAUAUUGUAUAUCAAUACGUUGAUGAAUAUAAUGGAAGGCAUAUUCCAUUUUUAAUAGUUUAAAAUAAGAUGGAUUUGGUGCAUAAUUAUGAUGAAUAGAAUUCAUAGCAAUUUCUAUAAUAAUUUUGUUAAACUUUUGGUUUCUUUGAUGGUGUAUAAUGUUCAGCAUAUGAUAAUUAAGGUUUAAAGAAUGUAUUUGAAACAAUAGUUGAUGAAAUAAUUAGAAGAGAUUUAGUGGAUUUGUAAUAGAAAAAGAAUGAGAGUAAAAUAAGUAAAUUGUAGAUAGAAGACAAAGGAUUAAAACUUAAAUAAAAAUCCAAAUGUUCAUGA